GAAAGCUACCUUAUUUCCGAUCAGAGAGCGACCACAAUCAUCGACCAAACCCUGCACGAUCUUCUCGUAAAGCCAGUCGGUAUUAAAGGUGAUCGCGGCGACUACGACCUGAAUCUCGUGCGAGCGGUGUCCAAGGGAAUUGUGGAUCCUACCAAGGCGGUCUUCUUCAACAAAAAUACCAAGCACGAAAUGUCUCCUCGUGAAGCAUACGAUGCAGGCCUUGUUAGCCUCCGUGGUGCUGUUCAGGUCGCCGCCCUGUUCAAUGUACCACCCGCCCUCAUCGCUCCGGUGAAGAAAGUGGAGCAGAAGAAACGCGUCAGUCGUCCAGGACAAACAGGAUUUGAGCUUGCUACCGACCAAGUCAAGGUCACUCUUGCGGAGGCAAUGAAGCAGGGACUUAUCGACUCGCGUAAUCAAAGAUUCAGACAAGGCGACAUAGACAUGAGUCUUGACGACGCUCUGAAUCAGGGGCUAGUUGACCCGUCAAGCGAAUGGAUUGUACCAUCGAAGAGUAAUGGCGUUGGUCCCACUAUCGAAGAGAAAACAACUGAAUCUAUCACCGAAACUGGUCAGCAGCUAGCUCCUAAAUUUUAUCCUGACAAGAACAUUGAAGAGUCUGUGACUACUGUUAAGCGUGUCCGCACAACCGAAACUACCGCUCUUGGUGGACCUGGUGGUGUUUCAGUGUAUAGAGCCAUUACUGGUGGGAAGGGAGCCAUGGAAGUGCCAAUUAAUGGUUAUCACAUAUACGAGGCUGAGCGUAAGGGAAUAAUUGAUCUAAGCACCGGUAACAUCACUUCACCCAACGUGGACCGCGCCAUUUCGUUCGCAGAUGGAAUUGAACUUGGCGUAAUUAAUUCUUCUUCUAUCUCUGUCAAAGACCCUAAAACUGGACGUGUUGUAAACGUUAAGGAAGCCCUUGAGAAGAAAAUAAUUGGUAGUGAUGGAUCAAUUUCACAUCAGGGGCGAACAUUUACCAUUGAGAAGGCAAUUGAAGCGGGAUACAUUAUUGUUGAUGCGGAAGGUGUUGUUCCUGCAGGAAGCUCAAAGAACAUCAUUCACAUUCCUCCAGGAGGAGGUCCUGUAAUUAGUUUCCGCCCUGUCGGAGUGCCAAUUGUUGAGGAAUCUGAA
Strongylus vulgaris is the source of this 1131-nucleotide messenger RNA. NCBI's taxonomy places the organism in Eukaryota, Metazoa, Nematoda, Chromadorea, Rhabditida, Strongylidae. The record is from the annotation of a GenBank genome assembly.